CGUACAUCCAGAGUAUUAAUAAUGAUCGUUGCAUUAAUACAAAUGAUUUCGUUAUAUUCGAGUGAUUAGGCUAUGAUUGUAUCGAUAUACACAUAAAUAACUAUUAAGGAUGAUUUUAACGAUUACUAGAAGCAGUUAAUUUGAUUUGCACAGUUGAAUAAUUAGUAGCUAGUAUUAGUAAAUUUGUGCACCGCUAAAUGUCUGUCAUCGCUAUAGAUACCUUUCUCUAAAUAUCUUUCUGACGGAUAGUCUCUAAUCUGUGGCCACAGACUUUUGUCCGAGGGGUUAUAAUGUAUUAGUUGUCUUUUCAAAUAAAUAAAAUUUUAAAUUAUUCUAAACCAUAAUAUUAUGAUCAAAAACGUGAGAGAAAAUGAAAUUGUUAAGGAUUUUAAGUUCAAGUAUUUUUCAAAUUAUCUCACUGUUAUUCGUAAUUGGAUACCUUCUUGGUGCAUUAAAUUUACAUUUUAGCGACAAAAAUAAUUAUUGUGUAAUGACAUACAUGUUCGAAUUUCCGCAGUUUGUGGCAGUUUCAGUCCCCGAAAAUAGGAAUUUUCCCCAAUAUGGACUGUAUGCCUAUAGUGAAGGAAGAUUUACUGAAAAAGCUAGAAAAAUGUGGUUUGAUGGUGUUCCAGUAUUAUACUUACCUGGUAAUUCAGGUAGCCAUAUGCAAGCUCGAUCCUUGGCUUCUGUUGCUUUAAGAAAAGCAUUAGACCGUGGUUAUGAAUACCAUUUUGAUUACUUUACAAUUAGUUACAAUGAAGAACUAUCAGGAUUAUAUGGAGGAGUAUUGCAGAAACAAACAGAUUUUGCAUCUGCUUGCAUAUCAAGAAUACUCAAUUUAUAUAAAAGUAAUAAAUAUACAAAGACUGUUCCGACAUCUGUUAUUUUAAUUGGUCAUUCCAUGGGAGGUCUGAUCGCCAAGCGUCUUUUAGCAUAUCCAAGUACAGUGAAUACAACUUCUAUAGCUAUAACGUUGUCUGCACCAUUGCAAGCUCCUGUUAUCAAUUUUGACCUUGCUAUGAAUGACUAUUACAAACUGAUGGAUAUGGAAUGGAAUGCAAAUAUAAACAGAAAUGAUGUGGUUAAACAAAAGAAACUAUUACUAAGCUUUGGCAGUGGUCCGAGAGAUAUUUUAAUGCCUUCCUGGUUGACAUCUUGCAAUGAAAGUUAUAUAGGAGCAUUGAGUACAGCUGUUCCAGGAGUGUGGGUUUCCACUGAUCAUGUGAGCAUAGUUUGGUGCAAGCAAGUUGUAAUGGCAAUCAAUAAAUAUCUAUUUUCUAUUAUUGACCCAUGGACUGCACAGAUCAAUGAAGAUAAUCAAGUAUUGACAUCCAAAGCUAGGGAAUACUUCCAGGCCAAUCGUUCAAUGUUUCUAAAUCCAGAUAUAAACCGACCAAAUGUGACAAUGCAAAUGGAUGCCUUUUGGUACGAAGACAACAGACGAAUUUAUCAAAUAUCAAGGCCAGAUAUAGAUAAAACAACAUAUUUAAUGAUAAGAUUGGUAAAUUUCCCACAAAAUCGUUUCGUCGCUAUAGAAUCGGUUAACGUAUCGAACAGAGAUUGGAUAUUUGGUUGUAAUGCCAAAUACACGGCGUCCACGUAUAGAUAUUGCAAAUACGCUACGUCUCUAACCGAACUUAGCCGAUGGACUGGCGCUGCAACUGGCUUUGGUAAACGUAAAUUGGCGACGGUGCAUCUUCACAGUAUAAAAGAGCAACAUCCCGAUUGGAGUCAUGUGGUGGUCAAAGUGUCGCCGACUAGGAGACCGAUAAUUUUGAACGUUGAUAUAAACGACCACGCAUCGAGACAGAUCACAGUAAGCUUGCCUUCUAUCUUUUCAUUUGGAAAGUCAAUAGUAAAAGCGGAGACUGAACAGGAAAGUUUAUAUUACGAACUACUUUUGCCUGAAUUCAAUACGUUACAUCAAGCAUAUUUGCUUUAUGUGGAACCAACGGCGAGUUGUAAGGCCACACAGUACCACGUGUCUGCUGAAAUGCACGUUCCAUGGGCGAAGAAUAAUGAAUACUAUCAUUAUUUUACGCAAUUGAAACAGUCUCCUAUGAAAUUACGACUGUUUACGAGCAAUCCUAACGUUACUCUUGGAUUGGAGUCUUCAGAAAAUGUGAAAAUAACUUUAUUGUUGGACCCUCAAUGUACUUAUACUAUUAGUAUAUCAUCUUCAUGGUACCAUCGCUUAGCCCAGCUGGCGCGGAAUUACACCUCAGUAUUAGUGCCAUAUGUGGCUGCUAUAGUCUUACUGGCGGCAAGAAGCAGCAUAUUGCAUUUACGAGAGCAUGGCACGUGUCUUUCUAUACACGGAGCGCUUAUGAGCGACGGUGUUAAGCCAUAUUAUGCCUUAGUGUUUGCUAGAUUGGCUGCAAUUGCUUCCAUGUCGAUACCUCUCCUAUCAUUUAUAUAUGAGAAUGUAAGUGGGAAUAAUCAAGAGAUGCAAUACUUCACUCGUUCGCUUAUAGUGUUGCCAGCGUACAUGACAGCUCUGGGCGUGCUCAAUAUAGCGGCGGCGGCGACAAUAUUGGUGAUGGUGUUUUCAUCUCAAUUGGCCCAUCGAUUGCUAUUUAGGAUAGUAUGGCGAGGCAAUAGUGGACUAGCAGAGCGAGUAGCGUCCGGUUUGCAGAAGAUCCCGAUGCUGGUGAGCGUGGCGCUAGUAGCAGCUGUUCCUCUCUCUUGCGGUGCUGCCUCUCUCGUUGCGGGCGCCGCAUUCUAUGCCUUCAUGCUCUCAAAAAUGUAUGAAGAAUAUUUGGAAGAUUAUGUUUACAAAUUUAUGGCAAAAAUCGCCUCUAAAAUGUGUCGUGUUUUUCAAACAAAAACGAAGGAUGUUAAAAAUACUGAAAUUAGUGUAAUUAAAACAAAUUCUGUUGAAUCUACUUCACAGUUACAAUCUGUAGAAGAUCAUACUGAUAGUGUAAAUAGAGAAGAUGGAAAUGAGAAUAUUAAUAGUGAGCCAAAUGUAACACAAGGUACAGAAAAUAACACUAAAACUGUCUCAGUAUAUGAAUCACCAAAAGAGCAAGCUGCUUCAUCUUCAAAUACUGAACACAAUAUGGAUCGAGAAAAUGAUAAGAAAAAAUGUGAUGAUAAUAUUCACAAUUAUGAUGAUGAUGAUGAUGAUGAUCUUAACAAUAUACAUUUCCAUAUGAUAUUGUUCUUAAUGUGGAUGUCAGUGACUUUGGUUAAUGUACCUGCUUUAUUAACAUGGGCUCGAAAUUUCAAACACACUAUGGUAUUAAAACCGGACACUUCAUAUCACUCAGGCUUAAUACUUUCAUUGUGUUCAUGUGUUGUAUGGCAGUUUAAUGGACCAAGAAAAAAAUUAAAAUACUAUGAAGCUGUUUCGGCCUUAUUAUUCACGAUGGCUGUAUGUAUACUAGCAUUAGGGCCUGUGUCUUUAACGGUGGUUAACUAUGGAGUCACAUUCAUGUUCAUGGUUAUCACAUUACAACAGUUAUUAGAUAAGGAAGAACUAACGGAAGUUGUGAUUUCAACAGAAGUAUUACAAGAACAAACCAACGAAAAUACUAAUGAAAAUCUGAGUGAAUCCAAUGUGUUGGGUGACAAUAAAGCAGAUACUAAUUCUCAUAACUCAAGUGAGACUCCAAAUCCAGAUACUGUCAGUGAAGAUUGUGAUGUAUGCAGUGAAAGUAGAAUAUAUAAUGUUUUUAAAAAUCUUCGAGAGAAAAUCACCUUCAAUGAAGAUUUAUAAUGUCCAUUUUAAUGGGUAGAUUACCCAUAAAUUACAUUACCUCACUAUGUCUUUUACCAGUGUGUAGGGGCGUCUAAUAAUUGUUGAUAUAUAUUACAACUAUGUAUCAAUGCUGCUUUUAAAAUUAUAUGACAUGUAUUACAUUACAUUUAUAUUUAAAGAGCAGCCCCUCAAUAAUCUUUAAUACACCAAUUUUAUUAUUAAUUACAAUGUUAUUUCUGCCUACCCGGCAUAGAAUUUUGUGAUAGAAUUAUAUUAUAAUUUUAAAAUUGCAAGCAGGACCGUUAACAAUGUCAAUAUGCUUAUAAAGGCCUAUGCAGUCUAGGACAUUUUGUUAAUAGAUGACAAAAUAAGUUAUAUACAUAAAUAAAAAUUAAACAAAAAAAAUUAGAGCCCCUAAUUUAUUUAUAUUAAUUAAUUGCUUCACCCUCCCUAGAAUAAAUUAGUAAAUUUUUAUUUAUUGACAGUAUUAUUUUAUUAUAAAAAGGGUUGACGUCAGGCAGGCAGCCGGUCAUAAAACUAUAAGCUAAAUCAAAUUAUAAUACGGAUAAAACCAUAUUAAAUAGUAUAGUAUACCUUUUAAGCAUAAUAAUUUAGAUAACCCUUAAGAGAGGUAUCCUACCUCUCUUAAGGAUUUAUUUUACUUUAAUAUUUGUUAUCUACAAUAUAAUCUGGUAUGAAAAUAGAAAGAAUAACUGAAAUACAGGUGUAUAAGGAACUCGAAAAAGGUGUCUAUUACAUGUGCCUAUUGUGGAUGAUCAAUUUAGAAGGUUUAGUAGAUUUUUUUUAUUUAUUAUCACAAAAAAAUAGAGUUAGAUGACUACUGCCUCCUAAUCUGGUUCUGCUUCUAAAUUCUUACAGUAAGUAUAUUUUUUUGCAAUUGAAAUCAACCUCUGUUAAUAUUAUGAUGUUAUGUACAAUUAAUAAAAAAGUUGAUUAUUUAUAUAGAAUAAAAAAUAAAUUAUUUAAUUUAUUAUUUA
Molecule: messenger RNA, 4701 nt
Organism: Galleria mellonella (greater wax moth)
Lineage: Eukaryota; Metazoa; Arthropoda; Insecta; Lepidoptera; Pyralidae
Gene: PGAP1
Product: GPI inositol-deacylase
Exons: 17
Coding region: 371-3721 (1116 amino acids)
Biological process (GO): endoplasmic reticulum to Golgi vesicle-mediated transport; GPI anchor metabolic process
Cellular component (GO): endoplasmic reticulum
Molecular function (GO): phosphatidylinositol deacylase activity
Source: RefSeq, a predicted model, not a curated record